Aspergillus eucalypticola CBS 122712 is the source of this 421-nucleotide messenger RNA. RefSeq lists its product as uncharacterized. NCBI's taxonomy places the organism in Eukaryota, Fungi, Ascomycota, Eurotiomycetes, Eurotiales, Aspergillaceae. The transcript has a single exon. The record is from RefSeq and is a predicted model, not a curated record. The coding region runs from base 42 to 293 and encodes 83 amino acids.
GUAAGCUCAGGUAAUACCAUUGUUUUUGAUUGGCCGAUUGCAUGCUAUCUCCCACCAGUCGCGAGAAGCUGUCCAAGAAAUUAACGAAAACUAAAGAGUCCUUCGGAAGUUUCCUGUUCCUUUUGACUCUUAUCCGCCUUGCAUCGAGUCCAAUGACGCUGUUACUAUCCAUUAUUUCCCCCGAUCUGUCAUUGAAAUCUUUCUUCAAUCUCAGGGUCUCCAUCGGUAGUUGCAUAGUAGUAACUAGCAGGUUAGUAGUCGGUCACAUUAUCAUCUUCGACCCCUAUCCAUAGUAAGUAGUAGUAGUAGUAGUAGUAAUUAGUAGAGUACGACAUAGAAGGAAUUCUCAGCUUCUUGCCUGUUACCGAUGCAGCAUGGCGCGGUUAGGCUGCCAUGCACUCAGCCAGUGUCACCCACACAC